AUGCACUAUGCGUAUUUUCGUAUGUCAGCUGGCCGAUUCGACGACCUUUUAAGUCGUGUGGAACCACACAUACGGCACCAGGGCACACACAGCAUGCCAGUUGAUGCCGCCCAGAGACUCGCUGUGGUUCUACGGAUUUUAGCCUCUGGCGGAACCCAACAGGCUGUAGCGGCGAGCUACAAGCUGUCAUCCUCCACGGUGUCCGGCAUUGUGUCCGAGGUAUGUAAGGCGCUGUGGACAGCUCUACAGCCAGAUUACCUACCCUGUCCCUCAGCCAGCGACUGGACAGCGAUAGCAGUGGACUUUUGGCGGCUCUGGAACUUUCCUAACUGCGUGGGAAGCCUUGACGGGAAGCACGUUAACAUCAAGGCACCACCUCAUUCCGGGAGUGAUUUUUUUAAUUAUAAAGGAGCUCACUCCAUCGUUCUGAUGGCGACGUGCGAUGCAAGGUAUCGGUUCACUAUGGUGGACGUUGGAGGUUACGGGCGGGAGAGCGACGGUGGCGUUCUGAAGGAGAGCGCAUUCGGAGCGCAGCUGCUCGAGAACAAACUCAACCUCCCACCUUCGGCGUUUCUUCCCGGGUCCAGGACCGAUGCCCCGCACGUGAUAGUUGCGGAUGCUGCCUUUCCCCUGCACAACAACAUCAUGCGUCCAUUUCCAGGGGCAAAUCUGAGCAGGGAGAAGAGGAUUUUCAAUUACCGCCUCUCCAGAGCCAGGAGGGUAAUUGAAAAUGCCUUUGGUAUCAUGGUGGCACGCUGGAGGAUCCUGGGCAGGUCAAUAGAGUUCUUGCCGGAAAAGGCUGAGGAUGUGGUCAAGGCCUGUGUAGUCCUACACAACUACCUGGCCUACACAGAUGCGGCGACCACACCUGAGAGCCGAUACAUAACGCCCAGUUUCUCAGACACAGACUUGGGGGGAACGGUACAGCCUGGAGAGUGGCGCAGAGUGGUGGCUGGCGAUGCCAAUCUGUCACAGACGCCACAGAUGUCAAGGAGCCGUGCCACCAGAGCUGCACAGGGAGUGAGGAAUGACUUCAUGCAGUUCUUUCAGACACCUGAGGGAGCGGUUGCAUGGCAGAAUGACAUAGUGUCACGUGGCACACUUGACCCCAGCUGA
Molecule: messenger RNA, 1116 nt
Organism: Clupea harengus (Atlantic herring)
Lineage: Eukaryota; Metazoa; Chordata; Actinopteri; Clupeiformes; Clupeidae
Product: putative nuclease HARBI1
Exons: 2
Coding region: 1-1116 (371 amino acids)
Source: RefSeq, a predicted model, not a curated record